Ailuropoda melanoleuca (giant panda) is the source of this 10365-nucleotide messenger RNA. It is a transcript of the gene RBM33, whose product is annotated as RNA binding motif protein 33. Gene Ontology annotation, molecular function: RNA binding. The coding region runs from base 454 to 4080 and encodes 1208 amino acids. The transcript is spliced from 19 exons. NCBI's taxonomy places the organism in Eukaryota, Metazoa, Chordata, Mammalia, Carnivora, Ursidae. The record is from RefSeq and is a predicted model, not a curated record.
AAGCGCGGCGUCAACUGCUGCAAAGCGCCGUACGACAGAACCUGGGACCGGAGUACGGCCGGCAACCGCCCUCGCCGCCGCUGCAAAUCCUACAGCUGCAGGAAUCGAGCGCGGCGGCUGCCUGCCUGCUCGCCCUCCGCGCUUGCCCUGCGUCCCUGGAGGCGGUCCGGAGCUUCUGCGCCGCGGAGGCGGCCCGCGCCCGCCCUGCCGGUCGCCAUCAUCCCGGCGUGCACCGCGGCGGCGGGCGGGCCGGCGGCCAUGUUGCGAUAGUCUGUUGUUUUCUUCCUGCGGAGGAGCCGGGCCGGAGUGGCGGAGACCCCCGGCCGCCCCUCCCCUGUUUCCGGUCUCGGCCCGCUGUCCCCCGUCCCCGCCGCGCGUCCCCGGGCCCCGGCCGGCCGGUGGCCCACCGGCUGGCUUGGCGGGGCGACCCUGAAGGCCGGGCCCGCGAGCACCAUGGCGGCCGCUCUGGGAGCGGGCGGAGGAGCCGGCGCCGGAGAUGAUGACUUUGACCAGUUUGAUAAGCCUGGUGCAGAGCGAUCUUGGAGAAGAAGAGCUGCAGACGAGGACUGGGACAGCGAACUUGAAGAUGACUUACUUGGAGAAGAUUUGCUGUCUGGCAAAAAGAAUCAGUCGGAUUUGUCAGAUGAAGAGCUGAAUGAUGAUCUUUUACAGAGUGAUAAUGAGGAUGAAGAAAAUUUCAGUUCUCAGGGUGUCACAAUUAGUUUAAAUACCACAUCUGGCAUGGUCACAUCAUUUGAACUGUCUGACAACACUAAUGACCAAUCUGGAGAACAGGAAUCCGAGUAUGAACAAGGAGAGGAUGAACUUGUUUAUCACAAAUCCGAUGGAUCUGAAUUGUAUGCUCAUGAGUACCCAGAAGAAGGACAGUAUGAAGGCCACGAUGCCGAGCUGACAGAGGACCACAUGGAGUAUGUGGAGGAGCCCGAGGAGGAGCAGUUGUACAAUGAUGAAGUGUUAGACAUCGAGAUCAAUGAGCCUUUAGAUGAGUUCACAGAUGAAGAAUACUUGCAGGCUUGUGGGCAACAAGGGCUGCAAGAGCAGGAAGACUGUGUUGCUGAAGAUGAAUUAGAUGAGAUUACUGACCCCCAGGUUGCUCCUGAAACUGAAGAGGGAGGUAUGGAAACUUUGGAACUCCAGAAGGACGUAAAAGAAGAAUCAGAUGAGGAAGAUGAUGAGGAUGAAGAGUCUGGACGAUUACGUUUCAAAACUGAAAGGAAAGAAGGAACAAUUAUUAGGCUCUCAGAUGUAACUAGAGAGAGAAGGAACAUUCCAGAAACUUUGGAGCUUUCAGCAGAAGCCAAAGCUGCGUUGCUUGAAUUCGAAGAAAGAGAGCGACAGCAUAAGCAGGGGCGCUAUGGUUCGAGGCGGGGAGGAAGGAGAGGAGGCCCUGUGGUGUGUCGCGGAAUGGGAGACCAGAGGAGAGAGAACAGCGAGCGUGCGAGAAUAAAAGAUCACAGACCUGCCCUGCUUCCGACGCAGCCUCCUGGCGUGACGCACUCUCCAAGAUUAAUUCCUCCUCCGCAGCCUCAGCCGCCACCGCCGCCGCCGCCGCCGCCGCAGCAACCCAUCCGGAGUCUGUUCCAGCAGCAGCAGCUGCAGCCUCUGCUCCCCCUGCAGCACCCGCACCACGCCUCGCCCCCCCAGGGAGUGCAUCUGCCGCCCCAGAUCGAGGCCCCGAGGGUGAUGAUGACCCCUCCCCCCGUGACCCCGCAGCAGCCCAAGAACAUACACAUAAACCCCCACUUCAAAGGGGCAGUGGUGACGCCCGUGCAAGUGCCCUUGCUGCCAGUCCCGAGCCAGCCGAGACCCGCCGUGGGGCCCCAGAGAUUCCCAGGCCCUCCAGAGUUCCCGCAGCACACGCCUGGGCCUGUUCCCAGCAAUUUCAGCCAGCCCCCACGACUUCCUCUCCAGGACCAGUGGAGGGCCCCGCCGCCGCCACAGGAGCGAGACCCUUUCUUCUUAGGAGUUUCAGGUGAACCAAGGUUCCCGAGUCAUCUCUUUCUGGAACAGCGAAGCCCCCCUCCGCCGCCACCGCCCCCCACGCUUCUUAGCAGCACUCACCCAGUGCCCACUCCUAGUCCCUUACCGUUCACUCAGCCUGGACCAGCGUUCAAUCAGCAGGGACAGCAGCCCGUGUUUCCGAGAGAGAGGCCCGUCAGGCCUACCCUCCAGCCGCCAGGUCCAGUGGGGAUCCUUCACUUCAGCCAGCCAGGCUCAGCGGCCACGCGGCCUUUCAUCCCUCCUCGGCAGCCCUUCCUGCCUGGUCCGGGACAGCCGUUUCUGCCCGCCCAUGCCCAGCCUAAUCUGCAGGGGCCCCUGCACCCGCCACUGCCCCCUCCGCACCAGCCUCAGCCCCAGCCCCAGCAGCAGCCCCCGCUCCAGCCGCAGCACCAGCCCCCGCUCCAGCCGCCCCCGCAGCACCAGCCACCCCCACAGCCUCCGCACCAGCCGCAGCACCAGCACCACCACCACCUCUCCGUCCCGCCUCCGCCGCUCAUGCCCAUGUCGCAGCCGCAGUUCAGGCCUCACGUGCAGACGGCCCAGCCUCCGCCCAGCAGCGGCCGGAUGCAGUGCCCCCAGCGCCAGGGGCUGAGGCAUAAUACAACGUCUCAGAAUGUAACCAAACGGCCAAUGCAGCCAAUGCAGCCAACUGCUCCAAGAAACAGUAACCUGCGCGAGUUGCCCAUAGCACCGUCGCACGUUAUGGAGAUGAGUAGCAGCCGCUGCUCUUCCACGCCCGCAGCUCCAGGAAAACCUGUUGCCAGCACGUCACCGCCCACGAGGCCAGGGGGUGGGCCCAGGGGCGCACAGGGCAAGAGUGAAGCCAAAGUCAAGCCAGUCAGCCCUGUGGUUCAGCCCAAAGAGGAGGCAAAAACAGAACCAGAGUUUCCUGACGAAGACGAAGAAACGAGGCUGUAUCGCUUGAAGAUCGAAGAACAGAAGCGGCUCCGGGAAGAGAUCCUCAAGCAGAAGGAGCUGCGCCGGCAGCAGCAGGCGGGCGCAAGGAAGAAGGAGCUUCUCGAGAGGCUGGCCCAGCAGCAGCAACUGCACCUGCCCCCCGCCGCGGCAGAGCAGGAGCGGCCGGUGGCCUCGCCGUCGCCCACCAAUGGAAACCCACUGUUACCCUUCCCAGGCGCCCAGGUCAGACAAAAUGUGAAAAACAGACUUCUCGUGAAAAACCAAGAUGUCACUGUUUCAAAUGUUCAGCCCAAAACAUCAAAUUUUGUGCCAUCUGGUGCUAACUUGCAGUAUCAAGGACAACAGAUGAAACCAUUGAAACAUUUGAGACAGGCCAGAACCGUACCUCAGAGUCCAGCUCAGCACAAAGUCCUGCAGGUAAAACCUGCGGACGGGGAGGGGCCGCCACCCCCCUCACAGACCGCUCGAGUGGCGUCCCUCCAGGGCCGGCCCCCGGACGCCAAGCCUGGCGCGAAAAGGACUGUCAUGCACCGGGCAAACAGCGGUGGCGGAGAUGGGCCACACGUCAGCUCCAAGGUCAGGGUGAUUAAGUUGUCAGGAGGGCAGGGAGGAGAGAGCGACGGCUUUUUUCACCCUGAGGGCCAGCCCCAGCGGCUCCCGCAGCCCCCAGAAGUGAGACAGCAGCCCGCCCGCAAGGUGACGCUGACCAAGGGGGCCCUUCAGCAGCCCCAGCACCCGCCGGUGGGGCCCCACGUGCACUCGGCCGGCCCUCCGGCCAUCAAGAGCAUCCAGGGAGUUCAUCCGGCCAAGAAGGUGCUCAUGCAUGGGAGAGGCCGAGGCGUGGCCGGAGCGAUGGGCCGAGGACGCCUGAUGCCAAACAAGCAGAACCUCCGGGUGGUGGAGUGUAAGCCCCAGCCCUGCGUCGUGUCUGUGGAAGGGCUGUCCUCGUCCACCACCGACGUCCAGCUGAAGAACCUGCUGAUGUCAGUAGGCCCCAUUCAGAGUUUACAGAUGCUUCCCCAGCAACGGAAAGCCAUAGCUAAGUUCAAGGAACCAGCUCAUGCGUUAGCAUUUCAGCAGAAAUUCCACAGGCACAUGAUAGAUUUGUCCCACAUAAACGUGGCCCUGAUUGUUGAGUGAUUUCUAGCAGGAGACGCUGACCUGACACUGUACGCGCUGUGGAUUUCUUCACGGAAGCUGCAGCGCAGAAUCCCCGCGAGCGUAGGCCUCUCCGUCCGCGGUCUUGCGUUAACUGUUGUUUGGAGCGCCGCACGGCCCAGUGUCGAUUCCAGCAGAGCUGAACUUGGGGACACGGCGGACUGGGGUUUGCUGUUAGACAGCUUCAUGUUCUGUUGUCACCACAGAGAACUAUAGUUUUCGUUUGCUUUUGUUUUCCAAGUGCUCACAGUGCAUGUAGACAUCGUUCUUCGUGAUCGUACUGUGUCCUCGGUCACAGUGACUUAGAUUCAGGAAGGAACAUUAAUGUCACAAAUUAUAAGUAGUUUUUCACAGCAAAGAAUACUUGAUAAUGGUUGCACUUAUCUUCAGUGCAGGCUAGACAAGUGUUUUCCCAGCCCAGCGUAACUUGCGCUGUCUUCUCAGAAAGCCCUCAAAAGGCUCUCGGAAAAACGUAGAUUAAAAUGUGGGUGAUUACGACUGACAGUUGCAUAUCCUGGAAAGCGGGGUAUGAGGGUGGUUGGGAAUGGUGCCAAUCGUGUGGCGGAUUCUGCUUCUUGUGAGUACUCCAAAAGCACUGACUGCGUUCCCAGUUCCGGAGGGGACUCCCCACCCCUCUACCCUUCCCAAAUCAGGCAGCACACCUGGCAGGCCCCGCCCGCCGCCCCGGGCCCAGGGAAGGUGCCCGUAGUGCCGCCGCCUCGCCGCCCUUCCGGAGCGCCCUGCCGGGCGGGCUGCAGCACGCAUCUACCACGCGAGGUGGAGGGACGGCCCGGAGCUUGAACAGACCUGUGUCGCGGUUUUUUCCUCUUUUUAAAAGCAGCCCAUAGGGGCAUAUUUGUGUCCCUGGCUCGGUGACAUAGGGCGUUCUUUGGGAACCUGGUUAUCAUUGCUUUGAUUAACUUCUUGUUUUGGAAGGCCUUUUGAGCAGGGCUGCGCCGUCCUUCCGCAGACUAGGAGCAGGUCACCCCUCAUGGAGUGUGGUGUGAGGGACUGCCAAGCCCAAAGUGAAAUCGCAGUGUGUUCGUAUCGCCAUGAGCCCUCUUGAGCUCUGGGUAGGUUCUUUAGCUGAGACACUUACUCCCCAUAAAGCAGCCUUUAGUAAAAUUCAUUCUGGGCAAAUGUUUAAAAAAGUGCCUUAUUGUAUUUCUGCUCAUGAAGGAGAUUCACUGUUGUGGAUUUAUUCUCAUGCGGACCUGACCUCUUUUGAGCAAGUACUAGAUACUAGGGCAUCCUCUGACUUUGUAGCUGUGUUUUAUACCUAAGAUUUCACGUCAGGUUUAUUAGUAGAAUUAGAGGAAAUGGUAGCCCGCUGCCACCUGCCGCCUCCGGUGAGCCCAGCGCAGCCCCCUGUAGACCCCAAAGCCCCUGCGGCCGGGCGUCCUCCCACCUCCGCCUUCUGGGGGCUGGGACACAGGCCCUGGGAACCUGUGUUGUUGUGUUUCCCCAGGUGACAUUUUCUAGCGUUUUUUCAGUUGAAGUUAGCUGAACUGGAGGGGAGUGUGCAGACCCCGUGAGGCCACAGUGUGGAUCUGAAGCGUGUCCUGUGCUGAGAGUCGGCCUGGAAGAUGGAGGUGAUUGUUGAGGGCUGCUUUGCAGAAGGCGUUGUGCCAGGAAACAGGCACUCGUAGGGUACACUAGAACACCCUCCAGCGGAGGUGCCUGGCCUCGCUGGUCUCCGAAGGCCCGACAGAGCUGUGGAAGGCGGUGUCGCGCGCCGGGCGGCCUUGCUGGUCCAGCGGAGGGUGGCAGAGUCAGGGCUGGGAGCCUGCCCUCAGCCGGCGGGCGCGGGUGGUCCUGUCUGCUUGUCACAGGUAGACACGGAUGUGUUGAUGUAUUGAAAAGCGUAGUUUCUUUGGUCUGGCCCACCGAGAGCCGCAUUGAAGUGAAGAGCUUGACGGCCUGGAAGCUCUCCUUGAGAGCUCUGACCACUCCUCCUCGAGGGCCAGUGGGCAGGCUUUCAGCUGAUGGACUUACUGUCUCGCCGAGGACCAACUGACGCCGUAAGAUGGGAGAGUCUGAGUGUGCUGUAGCCUUGAAACUGAAAAGCUGCACGUUGUCUCUGGAAGGUAGGCACAGAAACAUGCAUUUUCUAGUUAGUGCUGAUGAACUAACCAGUCCUACGUGGGCGGCACUGUUGAAGACAGCCCUUGUGGCUGCUCUAAGGUCUGCUGCUGGCACUGAGUAGGACACGGGUGUCCGGGACGUGUGUGUCCGUGAGUGUGCACACACGCGGAAGCGUCCUCUUGCUGUGAUGUUCUUGAAAGCCCUGGGCCAGGUGGUUAGAAGGCUCAGCGCUGCAGCCUCCGCGCGCACAGCCAUCGGGAGCGGCCCUCCUCAGGGCCCCCGCCCCGGGCCAGGAGCAGAAGCUUAGUUUCCUUGAGGGGGACUGCGGAAAAGGAAAGAAGCAGAAUUAGAAAGUAAUGCGAUUGCCGUGGUCGCGCACUUUCUGCAGGGCAGUCAGACCACCGUCAGCUGAGCCCUCUUGGAAGAUCUGUUGCAACCAUUAUCUUUGUUCUUUCUUUAUCAUGCAUUUAAGACGAGAUGCAGCAGCAUUUAGCAUACGGUGUAAAUACGGACCUUUUACAAUUACAAUGUUACUGGAAAUGCUUUCAAUUCAGCAACAAUCUUAUUAGCUCUUUGUUAGUUCUUUUGUGUUGUCUUAUCAAAGUUACAUGGAUACAGUUCCAUAACUGUUGAUGUGUUUGUGUGUACAUUCGAUUUUUAUAAAGAUGGUAGUAAGUCAAUACAUUUAUCCUGACCUGUGUAUUAUUUGUUCCCAAAUUCAAGAGGCUUAAAGUCAGUAAAUACCAGUAUAUCGCAUAAGGUAAACAUAAUAGGUGAUGAUGUGGAGCCAAGUUACUUUUUCUUUUUGCAUUGUCUUGUUUUGAUUUUGUGCUGUAAAUACGAGGUCACGUAGCCGCUUACCUGAGCAUAACCUUGCAUCACCGUGGGUCCGGCCGCUUGCGAAGUCCUUCUGCUGGUACUUUUCUAAAGGAGAAAAAAGAAAUGUUGAGGGGUUCCCCCUUUCUGGACAGGCAACAUCCCAAGUAGGUGCCUGUACCCUCGCCCCGGGGGGGGGCGGGACUGGAGGUGCUGGGGGGCUUCAUAAGAGCUACUUUUCGUUGGGCCGUUCUUCUCUUGAUUUGUAACAGUCCUGGAUAAACGAUUGUUGACGCUUGGUUCUGUAGCAUUUCUAAACUGUGACAGAGCUUAGAUCCUGCACCCAGGGGUCUUUUCUCAAAGAACAUUUUGCUUAAUUUGCAAACAGAAGACUUUGUUGCCCGUGGAAGGGGAAUGGGAGAGCUGUCCAGGGUGGAGGGAGUGAGGAACGAUGGGAAGGGUGGGGGGAGGAGAGUUUUGCAGAAUGAAGGAGUUGUAAUGAGUAUACCAUAAUGAACUUCGGACACACGGGCUCUUUUAGGAGGAGUCAGCCAGUCAAGUUGGAAGAUGGAGGGUGGGCUCGCAGAAGGCUCUCUCUGGGGGAUGGGAGGGUGCCCCACCCGUCAGGGAGAGCCACCCUUCCCUGCGUGGGCCUUGAGCUUUUCCUCAGGAGGGGGCCGGACUGGCUCCGGUGGGGUAGAGAUGCACGGAGGCAGGGCCUUGCUCAGAGGGUUGGUUUUGAGAACCUAUCACUUCCAUUCUUUUUUUCUUUCAUUUUCUUUUGGCUUGUGAUUUUCUGUUUUGUUCUGUUUAUUUUGUUGGUUUUUUAAAAUUAAUUUCUUUGUUAUUUAAUUGAAGGUAAGCUCACCAUGCUGGUAGAUCGCUGGACUGACAGGGACCCUGGUGUUGGGUUUUGGUAGAGGCCUGUGUGCCGAGUGCCUGGAGCGCCCUAGAGCCCCCCUCGUCCCGCAUAGUUCCCCAGAGAGCCCACGUGCCUGGCCAUCAGGACGUGCAUCCCCGUCAGCCUGUGCUGCCCGUAGCAGACGGCUUUGGGCUCCCUGGCGGGUGCACUGCCCUUCUUGGGUCAUUUUAAAUUUUUCCUCCCUCCCUGCUUGGAGGACUGUUCUGGUUUCAUAUAUUCACUGGUAGACCUAAUUUUAUUUCCUUUAGUCAGGUAGAGUCCCACCCCCUCACCCCCCCACCCACCUUUUUUAUUUAUUUAUUUGGAGUGGGGGGGUGCUUCUGAGAAGUAGCCCUUGGUUCUUUACAAAUUUUUAAGUGAUAUUGUUCUAAAAGGGAAUUUCCCGAACGGUGGGAGGGGGCGGGUGAUAGAGACGGGGCCAGGAGACAGUUGCCCCCCCCCCCAAGGAAGCUGCAGGAGUUUAGAUCAUGUAGGGGAAAGUUUAGAUAUUUUACUGUGUUUAACGAGCAUCUCGAUUAACCUUUUCAACGAUUUUUAAAACUUGUGAAUGACAUGUUAUUUUGGAUAUUCGUAAAUAUGAAUUCUCCAAAGGCAUCUGGCCUUGAUUCACUAGUAAAUCCUAAGGAUUUUGUGUAAGGUUUUUUUUGCAACCUAUUUAAUUGUCAUCAUUUAAAACGCCUAUGGUUUUGUGUCCUAGAACCAAAGCAAAACUCACUGAUUCAUAUUGGAUCCCAGGUAUACCUUCUUCUGGUAGCGAAUGGUUGGGAAGGAUCGUUGGUUUUACACGUUGUAACCUGCCUUUUCUAGAGAAUGUUUUUUAAAACUCUUAACUCUCUCUUUUCUGUGCCGUGUUGUGGUAGGAAAUCUUUUCAUUAAGAUGGCCAGGGAGAGCAGGUAUCUUUAGUGAGAAGUUGCUUUUCCCUUUUAUUUCUAACCAACUAAAAUGUAAAAAGAUCAUGUUGGUGUGUUGCUCUGUUUUAUUUAAUUUUAAAACAAUGUAGAAAAAUACAGGGCCUUUAAAAAGAAAAAAAUGGAGUUUUAUAGUUUUAAUACAUUGCAGAGUGGACAGAUGUACUAUUUUAAUAUAUUCUGUAUUUAGUGAUUAAUAUACUCUAGAAAGUAGAUCCUGACUUUUUUUAGCGUGAUUUUCGUUUAAAUUAGUUUUCUCCGUAAGGGCACACGUAGUGGAAGCUAAUUUUUUAGGGACUGUUUCAGUUUUACGCACCGCAGUGUUGCCUUAGACGGACUAGCUGACGUAGGUGUUGUACUCUCAGCCGAAGGGCAGGGGAGCCUUUGUGUUGAUAAUCCAUCUUUGCUUUUCACAGGCAUGGGAUCCAGAAUCGCUUUUCCUCUGUGAGGAUUUUAGCUGUCCAUCUUCGUCUUUAAUUCCACCCCUUAACUUCCAGGUUCAACCACAGCGAAGCCUGAAAUCUUUCCAUUCCGAGCUGCUUCUCCGUGUUAAGGCGCCUCGUCCUCUGGGGGCCUCCCCCGUGCUCCCCUCUCCUUCCUGUUCUCUUGCACUUUCCUCCCCUGAGCCUGCCUGCCAGCCACCACUGAGCGCUCCUUUCCCUUCUGGAGAAUCCCUUGCUUUGACUUGCUGGUCUCUGAUGUCCUCCUCCUCCUCCCCACCUGCCGUUGAUGACGGACUUCUUCGUCGGCUGACGGUGCUGCGUUCUUUCUUGCUCCUGUGUCCAGUCCUAACAUUCAGACUUCCUUGGGGGGGGCAUGAGAAUGGAGGGAAUCUUUUUGCACUUGUGGGAAUUCGAUCGCAUCUCAUCCUUUGCUUUGACAGGUUUGACUCAUGGUUUGUUCCCCCAGGUCUCUGUUGGAGAGAAUAAUGCCUGAUUUCUGUUGUUUUGCAGUUUGACUUGUAGGAGUGUGGGGCGCCCCCAGCCGCCCGGCCGUGCCGCAGGCGGGCAGCGUGUGAUUAAUCACCCCCUUGUUCUCACCCUCUACUUUUGCAGGACCUCUUGUGCGUGAGUUCAGUGUUAGUUGGGGCAUGCCUAUUUCCCCCUGGAAGUGGCGGCCUGUUUGAGCCUUUGUUACUGCUCUCGCCGUGAUCCUUCCUAACCGUAGUGCGCACGUGCGGCCGAGCCGGCGCCUGGCAGCUCCGAGCUGGAGCCGGACGCUGUGUUUAUUGGGAGUGCGUUGAGAGUUCAGACACCGCAGAUGACCGAGUUGCUUUCCUCUGGGUUGGUCUCCUUCAUGUUUUCUACCCAACACUACAUUUGCGUUGUGGGAAAGGACGUUGCCUUGCUUUACCCCAUUUUUCACUUUGCGCUGAUCACUGUGACAGCUUUAUCAGGAAUCUAUGUGAAGAGCAGUAGUGACGUGGUUGGAAGGAAAUGUAUUGUGUGUGUAUCAUUUGUGUGACUCCGUCCCGAGGCGUGUCUCGGACUGUACUGUAAUUGGAAAGAUGUCAAUAAAGUACUCUGCAGCUCCUG